AUGAAUAAGAAGGGGCAAUUUGAAGGCGAUGAUUUGAAAAUGGCAAUAGAAAAGAUUGAUGAUUAUGUGCAACAAAAACGGGAGGGUAAGUUGCACUUAGAAGAGGCAAACACGGAUAUCCUUUCAAAAGCACUUUCAUCUGAGGAGCAUUCUGGGCGUGUGAGGGGUGUUGGAGGAUAUGUCACUCCAACAUUCUAUUUUAAUGUUGGCAGCAUAGUGCAGAAACACCUUGUUGAUGAGCAGUUUAUCCUUCAACAAAAAGAGUUGAUGGAGGCAAAGAUAUUAAUCUCACAACAAAAUGCACGCAUAUCAAAUCAAGAUGAACGCAUACAGAAACUUGAAGCAAUGUUCAGAAAGGGUGCAUGCGACUUAGAUACGGAUGAAAAAGGUAGUUGCUCAGUAAAGUUGCAUCCCAUGAGUGACGAAAAUAUCAAAAUUGAAAAGUGUGUCCCAAAUAUUGAAACUUUGGAUGAUGAUGACAUGCAAAUUUUGAACAAUGAUGAUUUCUUCCAGGGUAAACCGGUUGCAUUGACAUUGGGUUCUAAGAGCAAUAUUGUUGCCUAUGGUACAAUUGUUCAUGUCAAUGCGGUUGGUAAAUUACUUCAUGGUGUUCCAUUACCUAUUAAUUGUAUGCGUGUCUCCAUUGAUAAGACUGUGGAUGAAUUAGCACAAUUGCCAUGUCCAAUUCCAAAUCAAUGUGAUACAAUUGGUGAUGCUAUUGGAACACAUGUGGGAUGGCCGGCUAACUCGGUAGUUAUGCAAGAUGAGAAUCCUCAAAGGAAAAGAAGUGUUGUCCAAAGAAAUAACUCAAUUAUUUCAUCAAGUGUGCCAAGGUCAUUGCAUCUACUGUAUUGUAAUUGUAACCGUGCUCUAAAUGAUGAAACAAAUAUAUCAAUGAUUUGUGAGGAGGGUUUCUUUGACGAUCAAUAUGAAAUCCUUGUGCACCUUGAAGAUAUCAUUCCUUUUUAUCAUUUGGAUCCCAUAACUGCAAAUUGUAUAGUAAUUUACAUGUGGCAUCUUUAUAAAAAGCUGAAAACAUAUAACAAUGUCCACAAAAUCAGAUUUGUUAAUCCACACAUUAUCCCAUAUGUGGCAUGUGUGACUCGACUGGACAAAAACAGCAAAUUCGAGCAGUUGAAUGAAAGAGCUAGUGUUUUGGCAGAUAAGCUGAGUCAAGCAUCAAGAAAUCAACUUGUUUUGGUGCCACAUAAUGUUGGUUAUCAUUGGAUUCUCACUGUCAUUGAUCCAUAUAAGGAGACAGUUUAUUUGUUGGAUUCGCUUAGUCAUCGCAUUCGUGACGAGGAUUGGAAAUACGUAGUAGAUAUGAGCAUAAGAUUGUUUAAUUCAAACAAGGCAAAAAAAGGGAAAAAACAUGUUACAUGGGAAGUAGUAAAGGGCCCUCGCCAACCAGAUGCGAAACAGUGUGGUUUUUAUGUGAUGAGAUAUAUGAGAGAUAUUAUUGAAGAAUUGGCAACUAUCGAGAGAGAUUCACUUCGAUCAAUAUUCAUCAAACCCCAGUACUCUAGAGAAGAAAUUGAUGAAGUGCGUUCCGAGUGGGCAGAAUGCAUACAAGACUAUAUUUAUGACUAG
This is a messenger RNA of Zingiber officinale, 1590 nucleotides long. RefSeq lists its product as uncharacterized. Gene Ontology annotation, molecular function: cysteine-type peptidase activity; deNEDDylase activity. The transcript is spliced from 9 exons. Bases 1 to 1590 code for a protein of 529 amino acids. NCBI's taxonomy places the organism in Eukaryota, Viridiplantae, Streptophyta, Magnoliopsida, Zingiberales, Zingiberaceae. The record is from RefSeq and is a predicted model, not a curated record. Gene Ontology annotation, biological process: proteolysis.